Elaeis guineensis (African oil palm) is the source of this 450-nucleotide messenger RNA. The record is from RefSeq and is a predicted model, not a curated record. NCBI's taxonomy places the organism in Eukaryota, Viridiplantae, Streptophyta, Magnoliopsida, Arecales, Arecaceae.
AUGAGUAAUGCUAAGCGGAUCCAGUCACGUGCGCUCAAAGAUUUCAACUUUGUCAUGUUGGCACAUGAAGGUCGUUCUAGGAUCGCACUGGUGGCACCUGCUGCGUUAAUAGCACAUAAUGCGGGUGUGGAGGAGAAGUGGUGGUGGAGAAGAUUAAGGAUAGCGAGUGGGAGGUUUGGUCACAAUGCAAUGGCUGACAAGUAUGAGAAUCUGUUAGAAGCUGGUGUAAUUGACCCUGCAAAAGUGACAAGAUGUGCACUGCAGAAUGCUGCAUCCGUUGCUGGAAUGGUCCUAACAACACAGGCCAUUGUUGUGGAGCAGCUCAAACCAAAGGCACCGGUGGCUGAAGUGAACCACCUGGUAGUCUUUCCAUCUAAGCACUAUGCCCUAUUUGGUCUCCCAAAAAUUAGGUUAGAUGUUUCAGAAAUCACCAACAUAAAGAUGGAGUGA